CGUCAGACAAGAUGGCUGCAGAAAAAUAAGAAUUUGAUUGAGCAUGAUUUUAUACUCGCGAGGAGAAAUAAAUGGAAAAUAAAUGGCAAGAGCAACACAGUCGUCGGAUCUGGAGUUUCACAUAAGAAAUAAUUAUCCAUGGUCCAAACUACCACCUAGCGUUAAACAGGUAUAAAUUUUCACUUUUGUCGCAUGAAACUAUAAAUAUCGCUUUCACACUUUCAAUCUUUCAUACAGUAAAGUAUUACAAAAUAUAAUUUAUUUGAUAUUCAAAGUAGUUUAUAUUGCUGUUGUAUUUUCAUCUCUUGAUUUCUAUACAAAUAUUUAUAUUGCAAUUCAUUUGCGGUUAAUAUUAAAUCGCUUUUUAUAUUAAACCUUUGUAAUUGUAAUUGUUAUUUUAAUGUAAAAAGUUGCAUAUUAAUUAUUAUAAAGUGUUUAAAGUUUCCUGGAUCUAGGCCAAAUCUUUUGAAAGCACCCUAGAGUGUCUUUUUAUUGUGGUUGUACUGAUGUGGUAUAACUCUAACCCUUAUUUCAGUUAUUUUUCCAAUUUGCUGCCAAAAGUUGCAUUGGGCGCCAGGGUGAAUUCCAUGUAAACUCCACGCCGAAGAUACGCCAGUAUUAACUAUAGAUAGUAUUGUAAUUUGCCAAACUCGUGUCGGAUAUCUUUGCACUUUUGUGCACAGAAUGCACCCUGGAUUAGGCGACCCUACAGUCUGCAUGACUACUAUCGGCAACACACUGGUGCCCGCUAAACUGCGGUCUAUCCAAGCUCCUGCCUGGUUCAGAUCAGAUCUUGGUAACCAGGCCAGCCUGGUUGCCCAUAUAAAUGCAAAGUAAUUUCUGCUGUAAAACGUAAUGUAUGGCAAGAUCUCACUUGGUGAAUUGUCCCGGCGCUACCCAUUCCAGAGGGCAGUUGUACAAAGGCCGGAUCAUGCUAUCCACUUGUGGAAACUGACUAUUUGAAACAUUGUAAUAAUGUUUAAAAAGCUAUGAAAUUAUGGCUCUCGCAUUAAUGUGAUGUGUUUCAUAACAAAACAUCCUUGCAGAUGUAUGUAGUAUUAUAUUUAUGUUCUCAGAUUUGUUUCUGGCUUUAGUCUCUAGGUAACAGUCAACGAGAAUGGGAAAGGAAUGUAUUUGAAUUUAGUGUCGAGAACCAACUUCGAUAUAAGGGAAAUUUGGGUAAGUAUCAAAACUAGUUGAUCCGGCAAUUAUUGUCUUGACACUCGUGUUCUACUAAUGACUGUUUCAUUUUUAGUUCGUCAUGUUAGAAAAGAUCAGAAAAAGUAUUAUGAAGAUUUGUUGUCCCAUAGCAGGGAAAACUUGAUGGUAUGAGUUGUGGGUUGACAAGGUGAUGGGCAAUAGUGCCCUCCCCCCCCCCCCCAUUUUCUUCUAAUUUUUCCAAAUCAACGAAACUCCCUCUAAGUCUGUUACUGUUUUGUCCCACUACAUUGCAUUUAACUUUAUUGGUGACUGAUUUUAAUAGGCUUUUGUGGGUGACUAAUACUUUUGCUUGUUUUCCAAACAAUCAAAGAAACAAGCGAUCUUUGAGCGAGUUUGCCAUAACCAUAACAUGAACCUAUCGAGUGGCAGCACUCUCUCCUUGACGAGUAGGAUUGUCUGGCAUUAGAUAGAGUAAAAUAUUAAAGCAAGGCACAUCAGGUCACAUUGCCACUCCAAGAGUGAAAUACACUUGUAACUUCAUGAAACCUUGCAAAAUCCAAGAAUAUCAAACUGCAAUUUAAUUUUUCAGGAGCCACCUUGAUAAGCUGUUUGAAAUUUUUGAACAACCCAAAGUGAAAAAUUACUUGAUCUGUUUGUUUUAGCUUUACCCCUACCACUUGGCAGAUGUGAUCGUAAAAGGACUAAGAAUUACGCCAUUUGGUUUUUACAUUGAAAUGAUGAAAGAUGUCAUGUCGAAAGAAAAAAGUUAUGAUUCAUUGCCAAAUUUUGCUGCUGCAGACUGUAAGUUUUUACUGGAUCUAGAAGCAUUCCUCUUUCAAAUAAUCCCUCACCCUGAUAAGGUCCCUCUCUAAUAGGCCAUUCAUUUGGAGGAACAAAUCUAUUUAACCCCUCACCAACUCUGCCCCAGUCUCUCUAUUACGCUUCCUACAUCCCUCUUCACAACCAUGAAAAACACAUGUAGGGGUUUCCCUCCCACAGGGGAGGGGGGGGUAUUAAUCAGGUCGGAAUUUGUCCUGCACAUUUGAGAUAUCAAAUGAGUAAAAAAUCAUAUUUUAUUCCUUGUAGGUCUUCGUCUGUUAGGUAUUGGUAGAAACCAGUAUAUAGAUUUGAUGAAUCAAUGUAGAUCUUCUCGAGUAAGUAUUGUUUCAUUAAUUUUGUAUAUUUACAAUCACAUUGAAUGCCCUUCCUUAGAUGGUAGGAAGUGACAGUGUUACAAUAUGGAUAACUUUUGAUGUAGAAAUUCUUCCGUAAACGUCCAGUGCGGGAUUUAUUACCGAUGAAGCCAGUGUCUUUGAAAGUUCUGGAUCCUUGGUGGACUGUCCAAGUUGGUUUUGUUACAGAAGAUGACGUCAAGGUAAAACCUCUCGAUUUUCAGAUGUUUUGGCAAACACAUUAGAUAAUAAACAAUUAUUGAAUGAGGUUGAGUAGGAUAUGAGGAAUUAUUAAGGCCGAGGUUUGUUAACUGUGCACUUUUUGCCUACUUUUUCGUACCUAACAUACCAUGUCAUCUUCCAGGCAUGUUCACAAGCUGAACAUGAUGUUAUUGAUGAACUUAUUGACUUGGAUGGCAAACCCAGGUGUGCUGGUGAAAUGGACAAAAAUAUUGUGCAAAGUAAGGCAUGCUUCAGUGUAUAGGAUUAAUGCCUUGAUGAGUUGUAUUUGAAUGUAUUCUUCUGUUUAAUAUCACUUUAUUUUCAUCUUAGGUCUUUACACAAAGGGGUUCAUUUAUCUUGAUGUUCCAAUUAAUGAUACUGACUGUAUUGUAGGUUUGUAUUGUAUUAUAUAACAUUUUUCACAAUUCCUUAAUUUAAGCAGACAAAUUUUCACUUCCCCCCCCCCCAAAAAAAAAUUUCUCUCCCUCAAAAAUUUUCACCUCCCAAAAAUUUUCACUUUUCAAAAAAAUUUUCCCUAUUUCAAACAAAACACAACAAUUUUGACCCAGGAAAGAAUUCCAAUCUACUGUAUCUCUGGAAACAGUUUGGCAAAGAUUGAAGAUCAGAUCUGGUAGUUUUAAAAGCGUACUGAGUUAUUCCAAUUACUUUAUAGUCCCCCCAUUGGAAAACUUUGUCAUGAAUCGUGUACUUGGUGAUUAUUUUGAAACCUUGCUGUAUAAAAUAUUUGUUUCAAUUGAUGAACAUACCAACAUAGCUGAGGUGAGAUAUUGUGCAAGAAUUACUGUAGUGUAUAUUUAUUAGACCCUGAGCAUGACUGCUCAAGCAACUAUGAAGCAUUUGCUGAAUAACUUGAAGUGCUAGACAGAUAGACUGAUAGUCUUUAAAUAAGAUCAAAGGAUGUUGAGGCCAACUCACAGAUGAGAUCAAAUGAAAGUGACAGAAAGAAUUAGAGCAGUUUUCAGUUAUUUUUGCAAACGGACACCGUGUGAAUUUUGCCAUUUGUCAUGCUUCUUUUGCCAUAUCAAAAGAACGAACGCGUGCUCCAGCCCGAUUUCCAGUUCUGAAAGGCCUGAUUCGCAGGCAAACAGUGCGCGCAAAGCAGGCUGGUCAUUUCCCAUUGUUUAACUGCCCCACACUCACGUAACAACCUCUGAGUAACCACAAAGUCAAAAAUGUGAGUCAAAAAUUAGUAUUACAUUUGAGCAAAAUAUUUAAAGAACAGGAAUUUUCAGGAACAAGAUGUUUCACUUAUUGUAUUUUAAUUUCUAGCUAUCGAAUGUUCUUCAAAUAGAUCUGCAGCUUGUAAAAGUAAGUAACUGCGUUUGAGUGUAUUGUUCUGUGGGGUCAAGAUGGAGGGCAUAUUGGGGGGGGGGAGGGGAUGCUUCAUAUUAGAAGACAUACGGUUCAUACAAGUAAAGAGACAAUGAAAAUCUUUUCUCUGCAUAGGAUGCUGUCUCUGUUUAUUGUCGUCUUGGAUUUGCAUUCAGAAAAGACAGCGAAACUGAAGAUGUGGAACUUCAUCCAUCAUGGCAGAAUAUAAAUAGCUUGUCUCCGCGACGGUAUGAUGGAGGAAAUUAUUUCUCAAUUACAAAAAAUACUUGCCUUGGGACAUCCCAACAUCUUGAAAGUACAUGGUAUCCCGAAAAGGUAUACCCAGGGUACCCUUUCAUUUGUCAUUGUAAAUAUUUUGUAGAUCUUACAGUCGUGAGAAUAUACUGAUUGAUCUAAAUGGUACAGCAACAUCUUCAGAAACAUCGUCGGUGAAUGAUGCGAUGGACGGGGACUCCUCUCCUGCUCAAUGUGCCACGCCUACGUUAGGUACAAUCUUGAACUAUUUGCAGCAGUGUAGGUAGUAGAGACCUUACGAUGCGGGACGACAACGUGACGACGACGGCUAUUCAUUAUUAUUAUUAUUAUUUAAAUAUAUUUAUGCUAAUGCACGGUGACCUUUCAGUUUCCUGUUUUUCAAAGGGCCGUGCUUUAGUCAAUUUACACGCAAUAAAAACCUAUAAUUAUAGGAACUAUAGUAUCAAAAAUCAUGCAACGUAAUAUUUAACAAGAUAUUUACAAAUAUGGUAACAUGCAAUAACGCGUUCCAUUACAAAUAAAUUUUGCACAGGUUUUUCCACCUUCAAUUAUCGUGGUUCUGAAUUAGUCGUUUGAAUGAAUUUAGUGAAAGACUUUCAUAAUUGUCAACAAUUUCGCUAGGAAGAUUAUUCCAAGACGCUGCUCCGCGAUAUGGAAUAAUUAGAUUACAAUGAGAUUCAUACAAUGAGAUUCAUAAUAUUUAAGAAAAAAAAUGAAUAAUUAAAAUCCCACGGGAGUUUGAGACGUCAUCCAUAGCCUGUUUACAACGGGAAACUACAGACUUUUACGUCUUGGAUAAAACGUCUGCAUUUCAAGACGCGAGAAGUGAUACUCGGCAAAUUAGCUCAGUACUGCAGUAAAACUUUCUCAACAAUAAAGCCACUACUGCAAGCUAACCAAACAGUAUCAUUUCUGUAUACUUUUAGAUAUGGUGAAUGGUCCCGGGAAAAGGAUAGCAUUUCUGUUCGACUCUGCAUUAACAGCUUUCCUCAUGAUGGGCAACCUCUCGCCUGUGAGUUUUCUCUUUGUAUUUCUAUGUUUUAUAGAAGUGGGGACAUUUAACCGUGAACUCAUUGACAAAUAUUUUUUUCAGGGUUUAAAGAAUCAUGCUGUUACGAUGUUUGAAGUGGGCAAGCUCAGUGAUGAGUCUCUGGACAGUCUCUUGUUAGAACUUGAGAAGGUACGAUCCAAGGUACGGAUUAUCCGUCAAGACCAGCGAAAUGAUUACAACUGGAAAUCGUCCCAGUCUUCUCAACGCAUGCGAGAGCGCGGUCAGUCAGUCGACACGAAAAUCCGAAAAUAACAAAAGCUUUGUGCCUCCAGGCAACAGCCCUUCAUGAACGGUGGAUAUUACUUUUAUUCACCGGUGAAUAAUAAAAUCGUCGAGUGAUAAAGCAAAAAUUAUGGACUUUUUUGUUUUGUAUGUCCUCUUUGGCACUUGGUAUAUAAUAAAAUACUUAUUGACUGGAACUUUCGGAAACAGUGUGGUUUGUGGACCCUCGACUACCUAUGUUUGGCAGUCCCAGGUACGCAAGACAUACUGUUUCCCUCGGCCCCAGUUUGCGGGUGUUAAAUACAGUAUGUCUGAUUCUUCAUUGGUGUCCAGGUUGGUCGUGAAGCAGAAGAUGAAGCCGAAGGUGAAGCUGAGAGAUAUUUCCAUCACGCUAUCACAUUACGCAAUACAUUGCUCUUCUUAAGAUAUAAUAAAGAAUUAUUUAAAAAUGACGAAACUCUACCUCCCAUGGGUCUUGGUAAGUUGAACGUCUUUCUUCGACGCUUUCAAUUACAGCCGUAUACUGUACGUGUUGUGAAUCAUAACAGGGUUUUUUUUAAUGUCAUUUUUACCAUUCUCUAUUUUUAUUUCACAACAGAUAUGCUUCGAUGUGAAAGUUUAAACAGUCUGGACGCUGCCGCUUGUAGUCGAGUUCUGCAAAAAAAUUACAGGUGCAAAUUUGCUUUAUGUGUUUUAUUGUUGCGUCUUCGUCGUUGCUGCUGUUGUUGCAGUUGCUAUUAUUGUUGUUGCUGUUUUCGUUGUUGUUGCUGUUGUUGCUGCUCUUUCGUUGUUGUUGCUGUUGUUGUUGUUGUUGUCGUUGUCGUUGUUGUGUCUAUAACUACAGUUGCUAUUGUUGUUGCUGCUCUUUCGUUGUUGUUGCUGUCGUUGUUGUUGCUGUCGUCGUUGUUGUUGUUGUUGUUGUUGUUGUUGUUGUUGUUGUUGUUGUUGUUGUUGUUGUUGUUGUUGUUGUUGUUGUUGUUGUUGUUGUUGUUGUUGUUGUUGUUGUUGUUGUUGUUGUUGUUGUUGUUGUUGUUGUUGUUGUUGUUGUCGUUGUUGUUGUCGUUGUUGUUGUCGUUGUUGCUGUCGUCGUUGUCGUUGUUGUUGUUGUUGUGUCUACAACUACAGUUGCUAUUGUUGUUGCUGCUCUUUCGUUGUUGUUGCUGUCGUUGUUGUUGUUGUUGUUGUUGUUGUUGUUGUCGUUGUUGCUGUUGCUGUCGUCGUUGUCGUUGUUGUUGUUGUGUCUACAACUACAGUUGCUAUUGAUGUUGCUGCUCUUUCGUUGUUGUUGUUGUUGUUGUUGUCGUCGUUGUCGUCGUCGUCGUCGUUGUGUCUACAACUAAUUAUAUAUUCAAUGUAAUUCCAGUGUUUUGUUGUCCAUGGCUCCAUUGAGCAGUGAAAUACGGCCGAUUGUGAGCUGUGAUCCACCUCAUAUUGGCCCUGCCAUACCAGAGGUAAUUAAAUCAUGUUUUUUAAGCUAUUAUUGAUUAGUUUAAUUUAUGUCUACUGUGGAUGUGACGUCAUUAAAUUAUACAGUAACUAUGAUCGACAACAGAUUGAAAGUUGUCAAAUUUUGGAGAAAAAAACAACUUUAACUGGUCUCAACAUUCUUUCAAAUCCCGGAAGACAUAUUAAGUUUUACUGCAAUUUCCUUGUACAGGUGAAUUCAGUUUGGUUCAAGUUGUUUCUCUAUGAAACGACAGGAUCAGGACCUCCCUCCAUGCUCAUUGUGAAAGGAUCUCGACUCAGACGACUUCCUAAAAUAUUUGAGGUAAACUAAUGUGUUUCACCAUGUCUGAGGAUCAGGAUAUCAGAAAAUUUUCUUCCUGGAGACAAACAUUUCCUGCAGACCAACGGAGUAUUUUUUUUGCUAAAUCUGGGCAUAAACAUAUAGUGUUCUAGCUGACCAUUGUUUUAAAUUCAAGGAAUAAUGUCUGUCAACCAUACAGUAUGUUGUUGCGCCCAUAGUGUUAAGGUUUCCAAAUUUUCAAUAGCAAAUCUUCAUUCAAACGAAUCUGCAGCUGUUUAAUUAACAUUUCCUGAGAGCAGUGCUCACCUGUUUUUUCCACCCCUGCCCCCCCUCCCCCCAGACUACCAUAACACACUUUCUUUCCUUCUUUUAUUUCAGGGUUUUGAUAGACUGCUGAUCGCGACGUGGGGACAUGAUCCAACUCCAGUACCCGUCUCGAAUGUACUUGUGGCUUUAAAUGACGCACUUACACAUUCAGCUGUCCUCAUACAGGUAAGUUAGAUUCACCAGACGUAGAAAGCUUUGGAUUGAUAGGGAUGCAACUACACGGAGAACUUCGACGUUUCGAGCCCUGCCUUCGUCGAUCCUUACUUAGGUUUCCUCAAUUCUUUGUGCACGGAAACACAACUCUAAACUAGUAGAAAUUCCUCCCAGUGGACCUCUAGAAAGUUCAUAACCUGGAUAUUGUAUUCUUUCAGGGUUACGGAAUGCACCGUGAAGGAAAGAUUCACAGAAUAUCAUUUCCUUUAAAAGCGAGCAAAGAAAGUCAAGAAG
This is a messenger RNA of Paramuricea clavata, 7957 nucleotides long. NCBI's taxonomy places the organism in Eukaryota, Metazoa, Cnidaria, Anthozoa, Malacalcyonacea, Plexauridae. The record is from the annotation of a GenBank genome assembly.